ACACAAAAACCUCCUCUCUUCUUUUUAUUUUUUUUUAACUUAUAAAAAAUACAAAAACAAAUCAAAGUUUCAUUAGUGCUGCUCCGAAAAGAAAAUGGGUAGUGCUAAAUCAGCCUUGCUGAUCCUCUUACUAGUAAUGGUCAUCGCAUCUUGUGCCAGGGCCAUAGACAUGUCCGUCGUUACAUACGAUGAUAACCACCACGUGACCGCCGGUCCUGGCCACCAUCAAACCGCCGGUCCCGGCCGCCGCAACGGAGUUUUCGAUGUCGAGGCAUCGUUAAUAUUCGAGCCAUGGAUUGUCAAACAUGGGAAGGUGUACGACUCCGUUGCUGAGAAGGAACGGCGUUUAACGAUUUUCAAGGACAACCUCCGUUUCAUCACUAACCGUAACGCUGAGAAUCUCGGUUAUCGACUCGGUUUGAACCGGUUUGCUGAUCUAUCUCUACAUGAGUACAAAGAAGUUUGUCACGGGGCUGAUCCAAAACCACCUAGGAACCACGUGUUUAUGAGUAGUAGCGAUCGAUACAAAACUAGUGCUGGUGAUGUGCUUCCUAAGUCCAUUGACUGGAGAAAUGAAGGUGCCGUGACUGAAGUAAAAGAUCAAGGCCAUUGCAGGAGUUGUUGGGCGUUCUCGACUGUGGGGGCAGUAGAAGGCUUAAACAAGAUCGUGACAGGAGAGUUAGUCACUUUGUCUGAACAAGAUUUGAUCAAUUGUAACAAAGAAAAUAAUGGUUGCGGAGGAGGUAAAGUCGAGACUGCCUAUGAAUUCAUAGUUAACAAUGGUGGUCUUGGUACUGACAACGAUUAUCCUUACAAGGCUGUUAAUGGAGCUUGCGACGGCCGCCUCAAGGAAAACAAUAAGAAGGUUAUGAUUGAUGGUUAUGAGAAUUUGCCUGCAAACGACGAAUUUGCUCUCAUGAAAGCGGUUGCUCACCAGCCUGUAACUGCCGUUAUUGAUUCUAGCAGCCGAGAUUUCCAGCUUUACGAAUCGGGAGUUUUUGAUGGAACGUGCGGAACAAACCUAAAUCAUGGAGUUGUUGUGGUUGGGUAUGGAACCGAGAACGGUCAUGACUAUUGGAUCGUGAGAAACUCGUGGGGCAACACUUGGGGAGAGGCUGGCUACAUGAAGAUGGCUCGCAAUAUUGUCAAUCCAAGAGGGUUAUGUGGCAUCGCUAUGCGAGCUUCAUACCCUCUCAAGAACUCGUUUACUAACGGCAAAAGCUCCAUGGCCUAAUCAUAUGAACUAAAUGUAUGCUAUGCAAGGGAUCGAGUGAGCCAAUACUGUAUUCGACUUUGAAGUAAAAAUAAUGUAGUCGAUUGGUUUGGCUUUGUAAUAUAUUUUGGACUUGUAUGGAGUCACUGUUUGGAGUUUGUAUAAUAUUUAUGGUUAUUUCGUUUGGGUCUAAUGAUUAAGAUUUUCCGUAUU
Molecule: messenger RNA, 1426 nt
Organism: Eutrema salsugineum
Lineage: Eukaryota; Viridiplantae; Streptophyta; Magnoliopsida; Brassicales; Brassicaceae
Product: probable cysteine protease RDL4
Exons: 4
Coding region: 95-1234 (379 amino acids)
Cellular component (GO): lysosome
Molecular function (GO): cysteine-type endopeptidase activity
Source: RefSeq, a predicted model, not a curated record